Molecule: messenger RNA, 7559 nt
Organism: Pocillopora meandrina
Lineage: Eukaryota; Metazoa; Cnidaria; Anthozoa; Scleractinia; Pocilloporidae
Source: the annotation of a GenBank genome assembly
GCUAGAAAUUCGAGCGAACAAAAAAUGUCAGCAACGAGUCGAUCCGUGAAAAAACCUCCAAAUGUAGGAUGAUUUCUCAUCAUAUUAACACAGAUUCGAAUUCAGCUGUUGUUUUUUUCUACCUGAAGCCAGAUUUAAUGUAUUGUAUUCGUUUUUUUGCGUAGAUUCUGGAGAAGAAAAUCCACAAGAAUCCAAAGUAUGAUCAUAUUGGCGCAACCGUUGACACGGGUAGGUUUUUUGAAUGAAGAUUAUUGUUACAAAUUCAGAUGAUCUGAUUUUAAAUCUGUUAGAUGUGUUGCCCUCCGAUGACAAUAUAUUUGUAAUUUCUUCGUCUCAGGAGCCAGCAUUUCAAGAUAUGAACAAAAGAUCGAAGAAAUGCGGAAAAGUAGGUGACCUUCUAGUUUGCAUGUCGUACUUGUAGCCAAUGAAUUUAAUUAAAUAAUUUAAACUUAAUUUAUUCUCAAGUUUGAUCUGUUCACUGGCUUCGAUCGAAAAUGAAUUACAUCUAACUUGUUUUGCGAGCUAUGGGUAAAAUAGCUGUUUUAUCAGCUGUCAAUCUCCAGCCUUCAUCUAUUGUAAAAUAUUUAGCAUUCAUUGGCUAUAUUUUAUUUAUAUAUGUCUGUAAACAUAAUUGUCUAAAUCUUCUUGAGAAUGGGGCAAUUAAAGCUCUGCAUUGAGAUUUCUAUGGAGGGUACAAUAUUUAACAAGUCGAAAGGCUAGGAAAAACAUUCACAGUACAAAAAAAGUUAUGGAAGACAUUGUGAAAUCCAUUACUAAUUCUGAAAUUUAGUUUUACUGAUCCUUGACUGUGACAAACUUCUAACAUUUCUCCUCAUUGAACUAUUCAGAUUACAAAUACAGGAAGGAUGAAAUUUUCAAGAGAAUGAAGGUUUCAACCUUAGCACAGCUGGUAUGUUAUACGUUUUGUCUAUUGUGAUUGUAAGCUUGAAGAAGAACAAACAGCUUACCUAUUUAAUCCUUUAACCCUUUAACUCCCACAAGUGAUUGACAUGUAACUUCUCCCUAUAAAAUCCAUUCAUCAUCUAGCAAAGAGGUAACAAGAAUACUUAUACUAAUCAGGUAGAGGUUGUUUUCUUGAUUUAACACCAAAUUCAUGUAACUUAUUUAAAAGGAAAUGUGUAGCAGCUAGAAGGGAGAAUUAACAUUCAGAUCUUGGGAGUGAAAGGCUUAACUCCCAGAAGUGAUUAACACGUAACUUCUCCCUAUAAUAUUCUUAUGCUAUCCUACAAACAGGUAUUGAGAAUACUUAAAUUUAUCAAAGUGUAACUUCCCUAUUCUAUUGCAUUAUGUCCUGUGCCUUUUAUUCAGAUAAUUUUGUGUUUUAUUAUUUAUUUCUGUAAGAUUUGCAUAUAUCAAUGUUUUGGGUUUUCAUCUAGAUCCUUCAAGUUGCAGAAGCAGUAAGCUUGGAACAGGAAAGAAACAGUAUAUCAACAGCUGGAGGUUUGUUACUUGUUUUAUUUUAUUAUGUAAUUAUUCCACUGUGCCUUCAUGAGCCAGCAAACAGAUUGACAGAUGGACUGGCAGAAAUACAAAGAGAUAGACAAUCAGACUGAUUAUAAUCACAUUUUGGAUGAAACAGAUUUCAUCUAAAGCCUGCAGAUGCAAUUCAAGUAGAGCUAUGAUCUUAGAAGGUGUGCUGCAUUGCAAUUGCAGAAAAGGGGGCUGAAAAUUCAGGCUUUGAAAGGUUUGAACCUGAACUUCUUAGAUGGGCUGCAAAGCUGCACAAGGCAACUUUUUUAGGGUUCUCUUUUCCCAUAAAGGAAUUUGAUCAAUUUUUUAAUAAGAUACAUAUUUGACCUGCAGAGCCCAUGUGCAAAGAUCAUUGCUCUACUAGACUGAUAGUAAGUGAAUCAAGACAGAUAGGCAGAUAGACAUUAACAUACAUAGACAGAUACUCAGGCAUGAGGUUGGACAGGCAUGUACUGAGAAACACAGACACACCAACAAACACACAGUUUUUUAAUGGGAAGACAAGUGGGUUAAGACACUGACAUGCUUUAUUUUGUUCUUUGACAAUUUUUUUUUCAAAAUCCAGUGAAAAAAUUUUUUAAAAAAAAUUAAUGAUUUGAUGUUGUGCAUUUUUUAUGAAAGGUGAAAGUGUGAUGUCCGAUGAAACUAUCACAGCUGAAGAUAAAGAGACACCAAGAGAGGGUGAAGGUAUCCCUCCCUUAAAUCUAGAAGAUGACGAGGCCAGACCAGACUCCACAGCAAGAAUUAGUGCACGCUCAACUCUACAAAGGUUAGAUGCAAGCCUUGUGUAUAAUGUUCAACUGAUUGUCAAUGUGUGUACUUUGAAUGUCUUGUCAGACUGCACACCUUAAGAAUUCCAGUCUUUAUGCUUGUGUGGAAAAAUGAAUUCACAAGCUAACUUAAUAAAUUUUCAGCCAAACCUCAAGUUUGAAAAAAAUUCUCCUGUUGUUUUUGUAAUAAUUUUUUUUUGUUUUGUUUUGUUUUGUUUUUUCCUUGUCAAAAAAAAUUCACCAUCUUUAUAAUAAUAAUAUCUUGGGUUUAUUCACCAAGUCUCAUACAUGGUGUUGGAGAAGUUGACAUACGAGACAAGGAUGAAAAAGAAGACAACAGCUUUGAUGAAGAACAGUUAUCAGUUCCUGAAGUUGAAUCUCUGCCUUAUCUUUUGCUGGAUAUUAGAGAUGAAGAUGCCUAUAAGCAAUGUCAUAUCAUUGGAGGUGUGUACUCAUAAGGGUCAUGUUAGUAUUUUAGAUGUCUCUUUGGAUCAAUGUUGAUAUCUGAGCAAUGGUGCACCUAACCCUCCCCUAGUGCAACAACAGUUAACUAAUAACAAGUUAGGGUUGAUUUUGGUUUAGGGGAGGGAUAGGUGCACAGUUUCUCAGAUAUUAACAUUGAUUUGUCUCUUUGAAAAAAGAAAGCUUUCAAUUAUACAUCCUAUGGCUGUGUUUUUGGGAGGAGAGUGCUCUGUAUGUCAUAGCUCGCAAGCAGGCUCUUACAUAAGUGCUUUGGCACAAGCUGGUUUGUGUUAAAAUGACAGGUCCUGUUGCUUUUCACAAAUCAUAAUGAGGCCUUGAUCAUCUCUAUAACGCACCAGUUUUUGUCAAAAUGACAGGUCCUAUCACCUCUUACCAAUCAGGCUCUGGUUGUUCGGAGAAUGGAUAAAUCUGGAUAUAUCUCUAUCCUUUGGAUAAUGCAAUACUUUUUUUUAAUACUUAUCCUCUGGAUAGUGAGUUAUCCUCUGGAUAAUGUUAUCUUCCCUCUGAACUACUGGGUCCAGAAUGCUAAGUUCAUGGACCAUGGCAAACCUCUCCUUGGCUCAUCUCCAAUCUUCCUGCAGACGCUUCCUGCAGACACUUCCUGCAGACACUUCCUGCAGAUGCUUCCUGCAGACGCUUCCUGCAGACGCUUCCUGCAGACGCUUCCUGCAGACGCUUCCUGCAGACGCUUCCUGCAACACUAAUUAAUGAGGACCUGUAUUUUGUUUUAAAAUUUUUAACCAGCAUCUUUGAUUUGCAAAUCAUCAGAUGGCGGGGGGGGGGGGGUGUUGGGGGGAACAGUAGUUCCUGUUUUUUCAACCACAGCACCAUUCAGUAGUACAGACUGAUGCUGAAUGUAUUUUUAAUAUUGAACAAACGUUUGUCAGAAUUAACCGUUUUAUUUAUUUUCAGCUCUUAGUUAUCCUUCUUCGAUGCUAUCAAGAUCGUACAACUAUUUCACCAAAGAAAUUCUUACAUUUGUAUCCUUUUUUACUAGAGAGGGGGUUAUUCUGGAUUUUUUUUUCAAAUAUUGUGAAUUUGUAAAAUUGCAACAUAUACCAAACUUAAGGGUUGCUAAGUGAAAUCACUGCAUGUAUCUUAUGGCAAAAACGCGCGAUAUUAUUCAUAAAAUCAUAAACCUUUUGAAGACCUAGAAUGCCAAAAUAGAAAUAACUGAUUUCCAUAGAAGCUGAAUUUUUCACCAAACACCAGCAAACGCAAUUUUUUUUUGGCAAAAGUAGUCCGCCAUUAGUGUAGAACACGAGCGGUCCUUCUUUUUUAAGGCGAAAGGCCGUCGUGCGAGUUUAAAAAGAUCAACAGAAAAAAUUGACAUUUGCACGCCGCGCAGAAUUAUCGUGCGCCUCACUUCCAGAGUUCUACGUGCUGCGCGAACAUCAUUUUUCUCUUCGCUGAUUUUUUUUACUCGUGCGACGCACUUCGCCAUAAAGGAACGACUGCUUGCAGUCUGCCACAUGCGUUAGAGGAAUUUUUGUAUAAAUUACAUGGAGUAGAUAAAAUUACUGGGUUUACAAUUUGUUUUUAAGGUCAAUUCUGAAAAUGAUAUGUUGUCUUUGAUGCUUUAUCAUUUUUUUUGGUGUUCGCAUGCGAUUCUUAACUUUAAAAAAAUUGGACAGAAAAAUAAGCUGGGAAAGAUAAUAAUACUGUACGAUGAAGAUGAAAGAUUAGCUCCCGCAGCAGCAACGACUUUUGUACAGAGAGAGGUUGACAAUGUUUUCAUGUUGUCAGGAGGUGAGAAACGGCAGAAAAGCUUCGGCUUUCAAUGUUACUGGUUUCAGAUAACGAACCGACACUUUCCGAAAAUUGCCGAAGAUUUUCCGACGACAUACGGAGGUUGCUGACAAGUCAAUAAGAAUUUGCGCAAGUUGAAACAUAAUUUUCAGAAAUUUAUCACGAUUAAGAAAUUUUGCCAUAACAUACCAUAGCAUGAUUUAAGUAUUAAUGAGCUCCAAGACCACUAAAGUGAACGGCAGUGAUUCAUUUUGCAGGUCUCAAAGUGUUGUAUAAGAAGUUUCCUGAAGGCUUAGUCGCUGGUCAAGUACCACAGUCCUGCUGGCCCACCCCUCCACCUUCACGAAAGUCAUCCGGGAAAGCGACUAGCGCGACUAGACCCAGUCCAUGCGCUUCUGCUGGCCAGAAAUGGUUUUAUCCAGAGGGUAUCUUUUGCAAUGAAAAUGAGACUUAACCAAGAAUUCUCUUUAUAGUAAUAUUCGAUAAAAAUACUACGAUUAUUUCGCUGAUUAUUUUUACUGACUAUAGAGGCAAAUCUUCCGAAGAAAAAAUUCUAAAAUUAAGUUGUAGACUGAGAAAACGUUAAGUUGCUUGAAAGCGCGUGAAAAAGACUCUUUACCUUUUGAUUUCGAGUAGCGAUUUACAUUUAAAUUCUCCUUACAGUAAUAAUACAUUUUGCUGCAAAAAGGUGAAGAGAAAUGACACAGUUGUCAGCUGAAUGUUGCCUUCUUGAUUUUACACCUAAUUUACUGGUUAUGACAAAUUUUCUUAACAAAUAGAUUCAAUGUUGCCAUACUCCUGUUGAGUAAAUAGAUUACAGAUAACAUCAAAAUGUGGUAAUAACAAAAAAGUGGUACACGAGGCGCAGCUGAGUGUGUCACUUACGUAUUUACCCUGUUUUGACGUCUUCUUUAAUUUUUUAUUGUACAGACCCACGUCAAAUUGGAAUCUAUUUGUUUUAUAUGAUUAAAAAAGGCAAAUACUGGUAAUGAUGACGUCAUCUAUGAUCUGUCCUCUAAUAAAUCAGAACCAAUCAAACUGUGUGUAUGAUUAAGCUUAUCAUAAAAAAUAAGGUAGAUCUGUAAUUCUCGUCGAUCUUGUUGAUGAGUAUAAAAUUCCUGUUUAGUAUAUACGUUAGAUUUCUCCUUGACAUGAAGGCAGAUCUGGUGAAACUCCAAGAUAAACUGGAUGAUGAACUUUUGAGUCAAGACAAGAGCAGUAAGUUGUAGUGAAAUAUGAUCAUGUAUAGAACUUCAUGGAUGAUUAACGUUAGAAGGAGCUUGUAAAUGUAAUUAGUAAAAUGAAGAAGAAGAAAUACAGGUUGAUAUUUAAUUUAUUGAUUAAUAUAUUAGUUAAUAAUUGAUUCAUUGACUUAUCAUGUGACCCGUCCGUCCGCGCGCUCUAUUACUGGAAAACAUUAGACAAAAAUUCCCUUGUGAGGGCCGUUAGCGAUGGUGUGAGCUGAACCGGAAAAAGCCGCACGGCCGCGAGCCUAGCUGGGGGUAAGAAAAGAACAUAGUAUGAAAAAAAUAGAACGAUGGUCAUGAAAACAAUACAUAUUGACACCCUGAAGUCGGGCUCGACGGGAAAAUAUUUAGCUUUCGGUCAUGAAGCACGGACAGAGUGCAGCGAGAAAUACUGAGCGCUCUUUCGUUAAGAUGACGCCUGUUCUACAGGUUAAUUAAUUAAUUGCUGCUUCAUGAAUGAAAGUGAAUGAAUGAAUAGUUGAAUAAAAGAAGGAAUGAAGAAAGAGAGAAAAACAAGAUUGAGACAACACGAUUGCUAUUUGACAGAUGUACUCUCGCUUUAUUACUUCACAGGCCGUCAAAAUUCUCGUUUGUCCAGUCGAUCAGCAGCGUCAUCGGCAAGCAGAGCGUCAACUGCCGCCAGCUCUGCCACCAGUCGCAGCUCGAAACCUGUCUGGAAAUAAUCCAAUAGAUUUCAAGACAUUUCUCUUUUCAGGACCGCUCAUCCAAGGAAGCGCGUGAAGGCCUGGAAGAAGCCUCAAUUUGCGAAGGGCCAUGUUAACCAGCCUCCAUAGAAGGCCACGUGGAAAAAAGUUUGCAGAGGUAUUGCGUGGGUUUGACGAUGAAAUGGAUAUUUUGGACAAAGAUCAAUGGACGAAGAGAGCCGUUAAAGAAUUCUCUAGACUGCAGCAUACGUUGGCAAGAAGCUUUACUUGCUUUAGUUUGUGUCACUCAUUUCACAAUCGGGCACUGGUGCUCAAUAUACUCAAUAUUUCCUUAACUUUUUGUUCUCUCCAACCAUUUUAAUAAUAGAUAUUCUGUUAUGAAUGGGAAAGUUUUUCCAUGUUUCAUGGCUAUAAUAACUAGAUAUCGGACGAAUUCGGGAAAACAGGGGAACGUCGGUUGCAGGCGUCUGAGACGUACCACGGUGUGAUCGCAAAACCAACAAUCAAACAAACGAACAAAAUCGCUAGCAAAACGAAACUAUCUUGGGUUGGCGUGGUCUACUUCGUCUUCUCUCGGUUCGUUCUACCCGUGAGCUAGGAAACCUGGGUCGAAUUCAUGCAGUCGAGGCUAUUAGUGGAGUACUUGUGAUAAACAUUUUGAAACAUCAAAUAUCCUCUUGUAGACUAUUAAUUUUCAGAUAGUCCUAAAAGAAAAAAGCAUUUCCGCAGGAAAGAAAAAAUUGGAAAGCAAAUGAAAUAAGAAAGUUGAACCCCUAAAGUAACUUUGGAAGGUUGUUUUUCAAGAGAGGUCUCGAAGCCUCGAUUUCACCUGCUCGACCCAGUUUUCCUGUUUUGCAUUCUAAGCGUUGGUUAUUGUUGUGAACUCCACCCUGUCGCUCCUUUUAACGGGAGUCAAAGUGAACUGCAUUAUAUUUUUUGUCCUGGACGAUAAUCUUUUUUUUAUGUUUGACGUAAUGAGAACGAUUGGAUUAAAAAAGAUAUCCCUCGUGCCCCUUCAUAAUUUUAAGUGUUUAUUGGCUCAGUUAAGAGUACGAGUCAUAAGAUUUUGAGUGGAAUGGUAGUCGCUGAUUACCGCUGAAUGAGUCUCUUCACACGACAUGUACUUGUAAUAGCACUCUGUUAAUAAAAUGAGA